ACGGGUCGCCAAACUCACCUUUCUUCGAGUAACUGCAUUUUCAUUCCAUUAUUUUGAACCAUUUCAAUUUUCUUUGCAAUUUUUUCAAGCCGCAAUGUCAGACGGCGAUAGUCGCACAACUAUGCAGACUGAUGCUAGCAUCGAUGCCCGGGUGCCGGUCACGACUGUAGUGCACCCCUUUUUCAUGCCACCCUCUACCAAGCGUGCCAUAAACGCAACACACACAUGUAGUGGAGACAAUGACACGCAGUCCGAUGAUACAACGGCUGAAACAGAGGCCCAGCGUCGCAAGCGCCAGAAGCAGAAGGUCGCCGCUGGGCAGUCUGUGGGUGGAGAGAAGCGCGGGCGCAAGCCAAAAAUAGCCCCGCAGUCGACCAAAAUACACUCGUUCUUUGCGGUCAGCACAAAACGCUUGAAUGACCAGGUGCCAGUAUUGCUGGAGUUGAAUGAUGAUGGCGUCGAUGACGGUGCCAGUAAUGACGACGACAACGACGAGCAUGAAGAAAGUCCCAGUGACAAUGUCGAUAUCACUGCCGCUGUCGAUGGCCGGAUGAGUGUUAGCAGGAACACAGUCAGCAAAGAAGAUAGCUUUGUCUCUGUGUUUUCCGCGUCCACAAAACCCGAGAUCAGAGCACAAAAGGCACAGCGACCAAUUUUCCGCCCAAUUGGCAUCCCUGCGCCGUAUCCAUCGGAGUACACGCACAUCCCUCUUCCAGCACAGGUCCCCUUUGAGCCGGUGGCCCGCGCACAGAACAGUAGGUUUUCAGUCGAUGCGAUUGAUAUAGCGGCAGCCCAAAGGUCGCUGGCAAACCUUACAUGCAGCAAGCACCAGGAUAAUAUCGACAGCGGCUGUAUGCAGUGGCAACAGGAACUCAGCAGCCGCAUCAGCACCCAAUUUCAAACAUAUUUGUCUUCGCGCUCAACCGCAGACAGGGCGAUUAGGGCAGCAUCGGUCAAAUUUACGCGCGGCGCUGCUAAUCUUCCGAGAGUGCCGCCACAUUUUCAGUUUGCCGUGCCUUUUCUCAGUGCUCUUUGUGGUCAAGCAGAACCCUUGGACGCGAGCAAUCUCAAUACACAGUUGCUGUCCUCGCGCUAUCGCCCCAAAAGAGCCUGCGAAGUGCUUGAUAACCGGCGCGUGGUUCUCCAGCUACACUCAUGGAUUGAAGGCAUGCGGCUCAAGCGCGCGCUGCCAGUUCCUGAAAGGGCAGCUCCAACAGAAAAAAUGAUAUUUUUUGACAGGUCGUCUGCGAAAACCUUGCGCGUCUCCAGGCGCACUAUAGAGAGCGACGAAGACGACAGCGAGGCUAAUGCCGAAUACACAUAUUUCAUGGGCGGUGGCAAAGAUGAUGCGGACAGCAGCGAUGACUUUAUGCCGCGAAAGCCAUUGCGACGCAAGAAGAAAAUCAAGAGCAAGGACGAGUUGGAAGAUGUCAUAGCAUGGGCGCAGAGCGACGGCACGCUGAACACUAUGCGCGAUAAGAAAUCCAGAAGGCUGAUGAAACACCAGCGGCAGGGGAGCAACGGUACCUCGAGCGACACAGAAUCAUUUGCCAACGUGAUUUUGCUUGAAGGGCCGUCGGGCUCGGGCAAGACGGCAGCGGUGUACGCCUGCGCCGAGGAGAGCGGCUUUGAGGUGUGCGAGAUCCACCCGGGGCAGAGACGCAGCGGUAAGGACGUGCUGGCAAUACUGGAGGAUGUAAUACUGAGCCACACGAUUGCAGCGCCCACCAGCAACUCCGAUGGCAAGGCGGCAACCAGGGUCAACCAGAUGUUGAUUCUGAUUGAGCAGAUCGACGUGCUGUUCGAGCAAGACCUCAGGCUCUGGCCAGCUCUCAAGCAGCUGGCGCUCAAGAGCCGCCGCCCAAUUGUACUCACAUGCACGGAAGCCGCGUGUGUGCGCUGGGAGACGCUCAUCUUUCAUUCCGUCUUGCGAUUUUCCCGGCCGAGCGAGAGCCUGUUGGUCCCGUACUGCUUUAUGCUGUGUCUGGCAGAGGGAGCCCUGGUCUCUCCGGCCGAUCUGGCGCACAUGUGCCGCGACGCCGGCUGCGAUCUCAAUCGAAUUCUGUGUGCGCUCGAGGUCGUUGUCAGACGGGCCAACCUACCGCAGUCACUGACAUGUGACGACACAUCGUUGAGCUCUACAGGAAUCAAUUUGGACUUGGAUUUGGGCGGAACGCUGACGUGGCUGUUCAAUCCGCUGGAACCCGGAGAGACGCCCGACACCCGGUACAGAUUCUGGAUGGAGCUCGUCACAUCAGCGCAGCCUGCCGAUUGCAUCCGAAACUGGUUUCACCUGUGGCCCGACCCGCCGCCGACCUUUGAUGCUCCUCCGCCAGUGGCUCAAAGCACGGAGACGACGCUUCUUGCUCCUGCUAUGCAAAACAUGUUAUUUUCUCAGCACGCUCGAACAGUUGAGCCCAUUGCAUCUGCCAAUCGGCCAUCAUUAGGAGUAAGUGUCCCGCCGGUGCUCGCUCUGCCAUCACUGGCCAGCCAGAGCCAGCAUGGCAAUGGUGCACCCGAUGCUGGCCGAUCCCCAGGGCACAGCCAUCUGGCCCAGUCGGAUUUGGAUCAGCUCAACGCGGUGGCAGAAUCGCUGGACACGCUUUCGCUGGCCCGAGCUGUCACAAGCGAAUCGCCGACGCAGCACGAGUGCUUGCGAGAGCCCAUGUACUCAUUUGUCGCACCCAUGACCGACAACUGCCUCGACGUCAACUACCUGCUUCUCGACUUUGACGUGCUCACCCGCUACAAUGACACGGUACUACCGGACAGCUUCGACUCUGCCAGUCAGCAAACGUGCGCCGAGAUUGACCGCUACUUGCGAGAUUCAGCCACUAAUAGACUGGUUACCGUGCGGGCCGACGGUUGCAGUGGCAGUAUCGAGCUCAUGAUGGCCGCGCAGGGCGUCAAGCAGCCCGACGUGCCUCCUGCUGACAUCUCAGUACAGGACGCAGUCCAAAGUGGUCUCUUUGGAGCGCUUGAAUUUUCUGGCCUGCAGCCUCAGCGCUGUGGGCACUCUCGCGUCGCAGAGGCUGCUGGUUACCUGUCGACAAUAGUCACUUGGGACUGGGUGCAUCAGGGUAAAGCUGAGCCACCGGCGCUGGACAAGGCUGCUGCAUCGACUCUGCUGGCGGAGCAGGAGCAGGAGCAGCAUCUGUACCGCGUGGGCAUCCGGCGCACGCGCAUGAACACGUACCGCGCGCACAUCAAGCGCAUGUCGACAGAGAUGCAGAAAUUCGUUACCAGCUGGGGUAAAUAUAUUUGAACAAGAA
Messenger RNA from Kickxella alabastrina, 3272 nucleotides. RefSeq lists its product as uncharacterized. Gene Ontology annotation, molecular function: DNA binding. The coding region runs from base 95 to 3265 and encodes 1056 amino acids. Gene Ontology annotation, cellular component: nucleus. The record is from RefSeq and is a predicted model, not a curated record. Lineage: Eukaryota; Fungi; Kickxellomycota; Kickxellomycetes; Kickxellales; Kickxellaceae. The transcript has a single exon.